Messenger RNA from Eutrema salsugineum, 491 nucleotides. RefSeq lists its product as uncharacterized. The coding region runs from base 1 to 450 and encodes 149 amino acids. The transcript is spliced from 2 exons. Lineage: Eukaryota; Viridiplantae; Streptophyta; Magnoliopsida; Brassicales; Brassicaceae. The record is from RefSeq and is a predicted model, not a curated record.
AUGGCUAAGAAUGUAGAACAAGCUUCAUUGUAUCCAUCCUUUGUAGACGCAAGAAUCUCAUUCUCCAAUGAUUUUGCAGACAGUGAUCAUAGUAGUAACCAACUUCAACAGACGGUUUCAAGAGUAGUACAAGAUCAGAUGAAGUACAAAGAAGCUCCUGUUUCGUCUGAUUUCAAAUUCAACGUCGAAAACUACGGUUUCAUUUCUGCGGCUGAUGAGAUCUUCUUUGGUGGAGUUUUGUUGCCGAUGGAGAAGACUCAGAGGAAAGUGACGACACUUAGAGAGGAACUCAGUGUUCAAGAUUCUGACCGUACGAUCUCAAAGGGAUCUCGUAAUUGGUGGAAACUAGGUCUCAACAAGUCCAAGAAAAUUCAUUCUAACAACAUCGACUUCCAUCUUCCCCAAAAAUCUCAGAAUUGUCUUGCAAGUAUAUUGGAAUCUGAUGACUGAAAGAUGACUCCGGAAGCAGUCAGCUAAUUAUGGAAAACUAG